Molecule: messenger RNA, 7447 nt
Organism: Caenorhabditis auriculariae
Lineage: Eukaryota; Metazoa; Nematoda; Chromadorea; Rhabditida; Rhabditidae
Source: the annotation of a GenBank genome assembly
AUGGUCCGAAUGGCCGAUAGGUUAGCCGAAAAUUUUAUUCCAGAACAUAGCCGCAACGACAGCGAACAAAUGUACAAGGCACGGUGAGUUGCUUCAAAUAUUUUUUCUCCAAGGUCGGCGUUUUCAUUUUGUUUUCCGAUUUCCAGAAACUCACGAGUAAAUUCACGAGCUUCCGUCGCUUCUUCCUUUGGUAAAAAACUUACGUAUAGUGAGUCUUCAUUCGAGCGCACUCUAGUUCCGUUCAAAUUUUUUCAGUAGAAACAGAUUCGGGAGUGUUAGAAGUCCACAGCGACAAGACGGGUAUUCUUGACGUAAUCAAAGACGCCAACAUGGAUGGCGUCCAUCAUCUCGAGGCCAAAAACCCACUUACGAGGUAUUCAUUUUGUUCUUAAACGAGAAUAUCUAAAAAUCUAUUAAAUAGCUGAUAUAUGUCUUCCAAAAAGUAUCCUUGCUUUUUGGCUUUUUUUCGCGCUUUUUGACAUGAUAUUUCAAAAAUUUUUUUGUAUUUUUUUCUGUUUUUAUGCGUUCUUCCAUAUUCAAUCAAACAUUUGGUAUCCACAAAAUAAUUUAAAAAAAUAUUUCAAUUUAGGAGUUGACACACAGCGAGAAGUUGAAAUUUUGGUUAAUUUAUUCAUGCAACUUCAAGCAUGAUUAAUUCAUUAGGGAAAUGGGAUAAAGUGAUUUGCUUUCUUCAAGAACCUUCCAACAUAUGAAAAGAAGAAGAAAAAAAAGAAUGUGAAUAAUCGUUUUCAGAGCUUUUUUUGGAUAACAAUACUGGUUGUUUUCGGAGUGUUGGCGCUCAUCCAAAUCUACUCACAAGUCAUGCUCUACUACAGUAAUCCAGUAGCGACGAACAUCGAAGCCGAAUAUCCCUCGAAAAUCGCGUUUCCCACGGUCGCGAUUUGCAACAACAACCAAUUUCGGUUGGUCAGCACUUGGAGUGACAGCCAGAGUAGUCCAAGUGGGGGUGGAAAGCUGCCCGAGCGGCUGAGACCUGUGUAAUCGGAAUGACGACAAGUCGCGGCAACCGCCUGAGGCGCAAAAGAUAAGCGAUCCAAAGUGAUGAAUAGUGCAUUCGCUGGCCAGCAGCUUGAAAAAUGUCGCGAUCGGAAUCGUCCGACUGCGAGCGGUCAACUGAUCGAAAAAGAACUCGAGUCGGUUUCAGGCUGACGUAUAUCACGGGCGGACGAGUGAUGAACCGCAGGGCGAAACCUAUCAGUGGAGCCUUGAAAUCCAUCGGACACGACUCCGCCUCCGUCUUCGAUAUGGUAGGAGUCGUAUCAAAGGUUUUCCUGCUCACCUGUCAGGAAAGCUCGGAAGAAAGAAGGAGAACAGAAAAUUCUUUUUUCAAAAGGGAUUCUUCUCUUGUUCUUACCAUUUCCACCAUUUCCGUUUCGUAUAGAUACUUCCUCGAUUGAUGGAAAGGGCACCCAGGUAAUAAUGUUCAAAGUCAUGGUACCUGGGCAAAAAACUUAUAUGAAUUGAGCACGCUAAAAAUUUUUCUCUUUUUUCUUGUUUAUAAGAAAUAAGUUCAAUUUUUGCUAUUUAAUUUGGUAGUCGAAGAGAAGUUUCAGGUGAUGCGAAAAGCGUGGGAUCUGGACGCGGUGAAGUUUCUACGAAGCGCGGCUCAUUGGAAGUCGAGAAUGAUAUUGGGGUGAGUUGAAUGGAAUUUAUGAGAGUCAAACUGAUUUGCCUAGGAGAUUAUUUGAGACACAGCAGAAAAUAGAGAAGAAUCUAAAAAUUCUGUCAUAAACCGGCUUUUCCAUGCAGGUGCACAUGGCCCAACGGUACUUCUUGUAAGCUGAGUGACUUUAAAGCUGUUUGGACAACGACAGGCCUUUGUUGGGCUAUAAAUACAGAUGCACAGAAUCCUUUCGAAGUCACUGGCAGCGGUGAGGCUUUUUUUCAUUGGUAACGUCGGGCUUUUAGGAAUUUUCAAAGACCCGAGUCCUUUUUCUAAUCCACAUCACUCAAAAAAAAAGAUGAAGUUCAUUGUUAAACUUCGAAGUAGUGCAAAAAUAUCUUCUGAUAAAAAAACGGACAAGGAAGGCCCCACUCUAGACCUCAUGAAAAAUCGCAAAAAUUUUUUUUUGAUGUAACAAGAGAAAUUCUGGAAGUCUUUUCUUGGGAAAUGAAGUUGCAAAGUCGAAAAGAAGUUUCGACAACUUUUUGAACUGACUUUGAGUCUUUUUUUCUCAAGGUGAAGAAGUUGUGAUAGUUGAGACUUUCUUAAUAUACAUCGAAUGUCAAUUUCAAAAAAAAAAUCCGAACAGGGUCUCUAAAGUGAAGGGAUCUUUGUGAAAGUAAUAUUACAAAUUCAUAUUUCGGAAUGUGUGAAAAUGUGAAAUUUUUUUUUUGAAAAGUUGCUUCGUUGACAAUGAUUGACAGGCAGCGGACACGGUCUUCGACUUCUCCUCAACGUGGAGAGCUACGAAAGAGUUGACGCUUGCACCAAACAUUUCAAAACCAAGAGUCUGCCUGGUAGAACCAAAGUCUUUUUCUUUCUUAAAAGUACUUCUCAGGACUCAAAAUACUGAUUUACAACCAGACGGACGUUCCUGAAAGUAGUGAAGACGGCGUGAAUGUUCCCUCGGGCUACUCGAUGGACAUUCCCUUCAAAAUGCAACACGUACACGGUUCCAGAAACAAGUUAUCAUCUUGAGAUUGCAGCGUCACAAACUUCCGGGUGUGCAUUGCAUCCAAGAGACGCCAGAACACAAAUUGGCGGAAAACGACUUCGACUCGCCGAACAAUAUUCGGAGCUGUACCAUAAGAAAGUAUCGUGCUCAGAGUUGCAGUUAAAAGGAAGUUUUCUCAGGUACAUGGCGGAAAUUGAGGGCGCCUGUCAGUGCACCAUGCGAAGAGCAUUCACGCCCAACAAUUCAGGUAGGGUCAUUUACGAACUCUUCUCAUCGGAACAGAUUUUCAUCAUUAGGCUCCCUUUAUAACUUUUUCCUCUUCUUCAUUGUCAGUCGGACCUCCAUAAGCGGCUAACCAGAAAACAGACUACUUAGUAUGGUUUUCAAAAGGAACUUCCGAACAAGACCAAAUUUUGGAGAAGUUUUUACGCUGGUCGUGAAUCAGCACUCAAAAGUUGCCAAAGAGGUUUGGUUAAAAAGUUAAGGGCGAUUGAAAGAGAAAAAUAUCAACUUUUGGAAAACCGGAACAACUCUAAAAAGACAUGUUUCGAUAAGAUAAGUUAUUUUUGAUUAAAAAAAAAUAUCAACAAAAAAUGAGCUUGUAUUGGCAUUUUAUUUCUCAUAGGAAAGCAAUCAUUCCAUUCAAAAAACUCCACGGCGUUUGUUUAAUGUAAUUUUUAAAAAAAAAUUUUUUUAUUCAGCUUUGAUUUGGAAUCAGCGUUUAUUAUGUAUUUAGAGAUAGUUAUCCCUAAGCUGUGAGUUCAGAAUAUGCCUACGGUCAAAAAAACGAUUUCGACUGUAUUAAUACUAAUUUGAGUCAGUUAUAAGUUAAGGAGUAGCUAGGGAGUCGAAAGAAAGUUGGUUCAUUUGUUUUUGUGAUUCAUGUGAACUCGCCUUCACGUCCAGCUUCCAGUGGACUUGCCAGCCUGCAACGUCGACGACUACUACGGAUGUGUGCAGCCGGCGAUUCGUCGUGUCCGCGAAGAAGGCACCGCCAGCAGCUGUCUCCCGCCCUGCUCUUCCAUCGACUACACCGCUUGGCAGGUACCAUCCCUUUUCCUUUCAUGAAGUAAUUUUUUCAUUGUAAGAACUUGUGCUGGGGUUUAGUAAAUGUAGAGAAACCUUUUUUCCGCUUGGAAAGAAUACAAAAUUUCAUAGGUUCGUUCAGGAUAUGAAUCGACUACCGCAAAAUCUGAUGCCGACUUUGAUUGUUGAGCAAGAUCAAGACGACGAGGAUGAAGUCGAGCAGGACGAUAUUGAAGAAGAAGUCCUUUCUGUCCGUUUUUUGUAAGCUGUACCUCUCGACUUCAGGCUUUCUUGGCAAGUCACAACCGCGAUGAAGAGACUUUCAGCUGCGAGGAUAGCGCCUACCUGGACGAGAAGCAGGUACGAAGUUGCACGGAAAGUUGCAAAGGACUCGAGGUUCGCAGGUGAUGCUGAUCAAAAGAGGGGCUCACAGAGCCUACGAAAAGCAAUCCCGGUACCAGGAAGACAUUUUCUUGCGCUCCAGGCGUCUAAUAACUCGCCUCAGAAAUGCAAUCGAUGCGUGGGUUCUCGCAAUAUCCAUGAAAACUUUCUUAUUUCACAUUAUUCAAUCUUUUCUUCUUUUAGAAUCAUUGAUCUUAUCUAUAUUUUUAGAAUGAAUAAACUCCACUGGGGAUGGCAUGCCAAAGACUUUGUCGGAGUUUACGAAAGACUGUCCAAAAACGUCUCCUGCUUUGCGAAUUUCAGGUUAAAAAAAUUGAAUCGUGACAUAUCCUAAUAACGACGAAUUUAAACUUUUUGACUUGUCUGUGGCUCAUAAAACAGUAGUACGUCAAAACGAGAGAGUUGUCCAUAAAAAGGCGCAGAUGAGUCAGACCUUUCGAAGUUUUCUAUCGCUUCCAAGAUGUGAGCAAACCGAAAUGAGCAUCUCGUUCCUCAUCGCUCGUUUUUAUGAAAAGUUAGUUUUCAGCGCCCGACACGAAGAUUUCGUGGCCAUAGUCAACAGCCACACGUUCAUCAGCGAGGAGAAAAAAACAAGUCAAAUAUAUUUUGUAUGUUUUUCUUGCUCUUUUGAGCUUUUUUUCUCUUAGCUGUUAGACGAAGAAGGGCACAAGAAAAACGCAACGAAGUACAAGUCGAUCGGGGAUCUCAAGUCGCGGUUCGGAGAUCGAGUCGAAGAAGUUGUCGAGGAGAUCCAGCUCGUUUUGCGAAUGGUAGGUUCUAGAAUCUUUUGAAAACUGAAGACAUUCAGAUGGAUAAAACGUGGCGGCUUUUUACCGAGUCCAGUUACCAGAAGUCUUUGACCGGUGAUUUUUCCAGAAUGGACAGAAUCGUCGAGUUGAUGGAACAGGUUCUUUGCAUAGAUGAUUUUCAAUUUCUUUAUUUCAGUACGAAAUGAACAAGCUGCAACGUCGUGCAUGGGCCGAGAAGAUGAUGUCGCGACAGAUGCGACAUUUCUUUGACGAAGACUUCUAUGACGUCAGUGGGGAUGUCGUUUAGAGAUAAUCGCCGUUUUAAGGCCUUCUACCAGCCGCUGAUGAAGGAUCUAGACCAGUCGUUGGUGAAAGUCAUAGAAGAGGUCGAAGAAGACUGGAAAAGUCUUCAAGUCUACAUCCAGCGUGGCACCGCCGCCAAGGUGAAAACGACGGUUCUUGAAUCAUCUGGAUUAAUUUUCAAAAUUUCGCGUAUUUUACUAUAAAUACUGCGUCUGAACUGGAUUCAGCUAUGAACUGAUCAAACUUUUUGGAGAGUCAUAAAAAAAUAUCAAAUCCUUGACAAAACGGGGCGUGCAGGAAACCGGUUCCAUAAAUUAAGGAGGUUGCUGAGUAUUUUUUUGAUGUGAAAUUUAAUUUUUAAAAUUUUAAAAUUAUCGUACUAAAAAGAUUUCUCAAUUGAUCGCGAACUUUUGGUAUACAUCAUCAAUUGAAAGAUAACUCCUUCCCAGUGUGAAAAAAGAUAAAUGAUUGAUCUCGAAAUAACUCUUCGCAGACCGGGGCGACUUUGUUCUUCGGCGACGCCUCGCGGGAGAUGAGACGAAAAUUCGCAGAGCUGGUCCUCGAAACGCACAAAUGCGUCUCGGGACAACUGCGACGCGAGUCUCAACGACUUCUUUCUUCCUUCAAAAAGGCCUACCGCGAACUUCAGGUUGCAAUAAAAAGGUUUUAAAGAAAUUUUUUUGCUUUAGUCUGCAUAUGGCAAACUGUUCAAAGAAGAACUUCCCGACUAUCUGGAAAAUUUUCAGUUUGGACAUAAGUUUGUCAGGUCAGAUUUUAUAAUAAACAAAAGAACAUUUUUUCGAACCGUUUUUCUGCAGUGACAACUUUGCGAUGGUCAACAUCUACCUCCACAAAAUGAACUUAGAACGCUGGAGCCAAGAUAGAACCUACGGAUUUUGGAGUCUUGCUUGUCCGUUUUUCGCUUUUUCGUUCAUGAUAUAGAAGUUGAGGUGACAUUGGCGGAGCCUUGGGCCUUUUUCUAGGAAUUUCUCUUCUAACGAUCUUCGAGCUCAUUUAUCUGUGCAUUCAGUAUGGUCUGUGCGGCAAGCGAGCCCGAAAACUUACCUGUUUUCCACUGUGAGAUCUUUCUUGGACUCCCUUUGGUCGACAAGCUCAUUUCCAGUAACUCACUUCGUUUCGGUCAUCAGACUUCGGACUUCUGCUCGAGCUGUUUCAGAGGAGGCUCUGGAGAACAGAGGAAAAAGAGUCAAUCUUUCCAAAAGAGGUUUUUUGGUUGCAUGAAAAACCUGGACAUUUUCCAGGUUUCCCUACGAUUACGAUGAAAGGCAUGAUCAAAGGACGCCUAGCGAUGAGAUUUACAACAAACUGUUAGAAAAAAUAUAUUUCGGAAAAACCACGAAUUGAUUCAGGAACAAAAGAGCGAUUUGGAACCAACCCAAAAUCUCGGAUACGGCUUCAAUGUCUCCAAGCGAGGUUCUCCAUGUGCAAAGAACCUAUCUGAGCGAUUUCCCUUCAGGUCAACGAUUUUUUGGAGCAAGUCCGACGGAACUCGCACCCACCUCGGUACGACCAACCAUCACCAGGCGAGUCCCGGUCCCACUCUGAAAACCUCUUCCCUUUCAGUUUCGACGCGGACGAUGAGUGGCGAGGAGAGGCCGCGCGAGCUCAGCGCAAAUCUGCUCAGUCCGAAGGCUCCAGAUGACAGACUUACCGACAUCAUCGAGGAAGACUCGCGGCGAUCCUCCGAUGACGGCGUCAGGGGAAGACGUCGUCCUUCAGAAGGUCUUUUGCCGCGGUCUUCACCCUCGUCUUCUUCUCAAACUUCUGCAGUUCCUCGGCGCUCUUCGGAAGGUGCAAAUAUUAUCCUUCUUGAUGUCACUUCAUUAAUAAAUUUUUUAACAGAAAGAAAACUUUGCAAACAAACUGCUAAAAUUAUUUUGGGUCUUUAGACGUUACUUACUCUCAAAAUUUGUAAUCGUUUUCACCGGAACUUUUGAAUAAUUUUGAAUUUUACAGCUAGAACAACUCCAACUCCUCUGUCUUCAAAACUGCCUCCCCCAAGAGUCAAUGAAAGCGUCCAUGUAAAAUUUAUAUUGGUUAUAUCAAAGGAUAGAAAACGUUGCAGACGAAUCUCGAGCCAGAACCAGUGUCUGUGUCAGAAAUUUCGGAAAGCACGACGCCGGCUCUUUUCCAUGGUAAUCAACCUAAGAAUUCGGACAUAUGAAAUCACUUCCUACAGUCGUCAAACAUUUGAUGUCUUUCAUUGUAUUCUCUUCUUCUCCGCAUAAUUCUUCUUCGGGAUUCUUCAUAUUUGGUAUCUAUGAGGAAAUCGUGAUUCGGGACGCUUUGUUACUUUUUCAUUGUUGA